AUGAUUCUACUGGAUAAGUGUUUGGAAUUUGUAUUGAAUUCUUAUAUACGGGAGCACUGUGAUAAGCAGAGGAAGUAUGCAAUUACUGGUAGCGCUGGGUUUUUGAUUGGUUCCAAGAUAGAUGAAGAUUUUCAUGUGGCACACAUUGCAAUGUGUGCUCAUCCUGACACUAUACGAGAUGAGAGUGGUGAUAUUCAUUCGAAAUCAGUGGAUGCUGAUUGGAUCGCUGAUACCGGUUCACGUGUUUUAAGAUUUCUACCUGGUGGGACCAUGAUAGUUGGUUUGCUGUGGUUAGCUGACUCAAAAGCAUCGUUGCAGUCAGCACAAGUUCGUGAUAUACUUGUUCGAGCACUUUCCCAGAUAGCAAUCCGUCAUAAUGCGCUCAGUUCUCUGAGCAUCAAACCUAUUGACAAUACGUUGAUAUUAAUUGGAAUCGAAACACCAUUGGGGAAGCCGUUUGGAUGCAUUAUUGAUUGCAGUCGAAGAGGUGCUGCUGGUUCACAAACCAAAGUGAGCUUCAGUCAGUUGGAAUGGGUACGUUUGGAAUCAUCUGUUGCUUUUCGGUUGUCAGAACCUCUAACUGAUGGUGUUUGGGAUUUUCACAAGCAGUUUACAAGUGGAAUACGCGAGUGGGCUGAAUGUCUUUUGAAAACAAAUUUAGCAUUGAUAAACGGCUUAUCACGACCACGAGACGAGUUUCUGAGACCUCGUGAUCGGAAAAAUCGAGGACCAACUGCGUUUGAUAUUGAAAUGUUUUUAAAUGCUGAAGGAAAACAUGAUUUCGGUAAUCAAAAGAUAUCUUCAUCCUGCAUUAUUGAUUUGAUUGUGGAUACUAUUGCGAAGGCAGCAGUGCCCAGUAAAGCUACUGUUGGUCAAGCAAUUGAUGCUGUUAAGGAACAUUUAAUAAGAUCAUUAUGUAGUAGGGCUGAGCUACAUUAUGAAAGUACUGAUGUUAUCGAAGAUGAACCAAAGGAUCGGUUAGCGGUACAUCAGUUACCUCGUGCUGCUUAUGUUUGUUUGCCCAGUCAGCGGGCAAUCGUUUUUACUGACUAUCUCUUUGAAAGUGAUACGGCUAAUGAUGCACAACAGUCCUUUGCAGAAUUUUUAAGUCUCAAAGUUUCUGAGGAUGACAUUGAUAUAAGUAGCGAACGUCACUUGGAUGGAAACGAUUUACUGAACAUGUUGAGUGAAGACGAUAGGCCUAGUCACGUGGAACGAUCCAGUUCAUCAGCAUCAAGUUUAAAUUCCGUUGUAUUGCCUCCAAUACUUAAAGCUGGUGAAAUGACCUCUAUAAAUUACUAUUUCCUCAUUGCAGCACUUGUUGCUCUGUUAUCCUUUGUUGCCUAUUUCAUGAUGAAGACGAUAUCUUCUUGA
Messenger RNA from Brugia malayi, 1374 nucleotides. RefSeq names its product Odorant response abnormal protein 4, isoform b, putative (gene Bma-odr-4). Gene Ontology annotation, cellular component: endomembrane system. Lineage: Eukaryota; Metazoa; Nematoda; Chromadorea; Rhabditida; Onchocercidae. Gene Ontology annotation, biological process: intracellular protein localization. The record is from RefSeq and is a predicted model, not a curated record. Bases 1 to 1374 code for a protein of 457 amino acids. The transcript is spliced from 9 exons.